Messenger RNA from Lates calcarifer (barramundi perch), 1855 nucleotides. Its product is annotated as dynein axonemal light chain 1. Lineage: Eukaryota; Metazoa; Chordata; Actinopteri; Centropomidae. The coding region runs from base 75 to 656 and encodes 193 amino acids. The transcript has 8 exons. The record is from RefSeq and is a predicted model, not a curated record. Gene Ontology annotation, molecular function: protein kinase binding. Gene Ontology annotation, cellular component: cytoplasm.
GUCACGUUGCGCAGGCGCAGCUUGUUGGCUCCCUGUCAGUACCAUAGCAACCAGACCAGGCAUCAACCAUCAACAUGGCCAAAGCAACGACUGUGAGAGAAGCACUGGUCAAAUGGGAGGAAAAGUCAGGGGAGAAAGUGAGCGAGGCUAAAGCAAUAAAACUGUAUGGUCAGAUUCCUCCUAUAGAGAAGAUGGAUGCUUCUCUCUCCACACUCACCAACUGCGAAAAGCUGUCUCUGUCCACAAACUGCAUUGAGAAAAUAACCAAUCUCAAUGGCUUGAAGAACCUGAGAAUAUUGUCAUUAGGAAGAAAUAACAUAAAGGCACUUACUGGCCUGGAGGCAGUAGGGGAUACAUUAGAAGAGCUGUGGAUCUCCUAUAACUUGAUAGAGAAACUAAAGGGAAUCCAAAGCAUGAAGAACCUGAAAGUCCUCUACAUGUCCAACAACCUGGUGAAAGAAUGGGGAGAGUUUGUGAGGCUAGCUGACCUACCUUGCCUCGCAGACCUGGUGUUUGUUGGCAAUCCUCUGGAGGAGAAGCAUUCAGCUGAGGGAACUUGGAUGGAUGAAGCCUCUAAAAGACUUCCUAAUCUGAAGAAACUAGAUGGAACCCCAGUCAUCAAGCAGGAAGAAGAUGAAGGAGAUGGAGAGAGCUGAGAAGCAUGACUAUCUGCAAAAUUACAACCCCUGUCCCUAAGAGUCUUCCCUUUCUUAAGUUUUGUAUGGUUUGUCAUGUUGUUUUUCUCUAUAUAAAAUAUGAUUUUUACAACAGCGUAGACUUUGUUGUAGAUCAACAAGCACAAAACAACCAACAAAUACACAGAAUGUGUAUGAGUUGUAAGAAGUGACAAUUCUUCUGGCCUUGUGGGUUUGGGACCAGGAAGAAGGGUUUGGGACCCUAUAAGUAGAACUAUAUGUUAAGUACAUUUCCUAAUGGUAUUUACACCAUUAUGAUUUUUUUUUUACUGUCAGAAUAUGAAAUAUAUUGAAGCUAAUGCUGAUGUGUUUUAUAGUGUCCUUGAUUUUAUAUGCCUCAAAGUUCCUCUAGCUAGAACUAAAGCACAAUGUAGCACUAGUGAGCAGUGACAUUUGUGUGGACCAGAUGUUGAUCAGGUAAUACUAUUAACUCCAUGCUGCUGGACCUUCUCCAGCCUAAUAGGAGAUUGCUGUAAAUACCUGACACAGUUCUCAGUCUGCAUCACCAUACAGAGAUCUUCAAACACCAAUAAAGAUUAGCCAGAUUACACUACAUUUACAUCACAUUGGAGUAAGCAGUAGAGAAACUGAUGAUUAGAGAGUGACAAUUUUAGUGUCAGCCACAAGUGAAACAUUUAGUAAAUAGUUGCAUCUUGCCAUUGGACUUGAACAGCACACUGUUUUCCUAGUUAUGAUCAGAAUUCAGGAUUUGCAAUAAUCAGGAUCUGUUACCUAACUGACCUCUCAGGUAGUAAGCAUAAUUAAAAUAAGAGGUUAUUAAGUUUGUGUGUACUGUCCUUUGCAUCAGUACCUUCUCCAGCUACACUGCAACAGCCUUUGGGCAGGACUGAGAAGCCAACAUAACUGAGAGAGAUAUGACCAAAAUACAUCCACAGCUCUGUUUGAUACUAUUUGAGAUCUUCCUUCUAUGAUGCUGAGGUCACAUAUGUCUAAACUUUAUGAUAUUCAGAUUAAACAUAAGUAUGCAUUGUAAUAAUGUCUGAUGUUUAUUAUUCUGAAGGGCAAAAACUAAUUACCAAUGUGUGUAAAAUGUUUUUUUUUUUAUGUUUUAAAUUAUUUUGGCAUGUUUGUACUUACAAUUGUGAGAUGUUAAUAAUUUUAAAUGAUUUUGAUAUUUUAAAUAAAUACUAUUGAUGUGA